Messenger RNA from Soboliphyme baturini, 456 nucleotides. The record is from the annotation of a GenBank genome assembly. NCBI's taxonomy places the organism in Eukaryota, Metazoa, Nematoda, Enoplea, Dioctophymatida, Soboliphymatidae.
AUGAAGACGUUUUUCAGGAAAGACUUGGAAGAUGCGAAGGCGAUGGCCCUUGAUCGAGUAUCACACUUGGAAAGGCAAUGUCAAGACUAUGAGGCAAAAGCGACCGAGACCGAUGAGAACAUGCAAGCGAUGAGCAAAGUGAUGUCGAUUACUCAAGAGACUGAGCGUGAACUUAAACUAAAGCUGGAGCAUUCGUCAUCAGAAAAGCAGAAGACACAAGAGCGGCUAUUCAGAGUCCAAGAGGAGUUAAUGAACCUCGAGCGUUUGAAGCGCAGUCAGGACAUUGCACAAAUGAAGUGUGAGCGGAAAAACGCUUUUCUGACUGCUUCCUUGUCUGAGAUGCAAGCCGAACGAGACAGGUUGAAGAAAAUUUUGGAUACGAUGAACAAGGACCGCGCUGCCCUCGACAAAGCUAUUUCGAUGAUCGAAGUGGAGAACAUGGAACUGCACAAUGCC